CUCCAUAAACUAUCCUCCCGUAUUUUUCUAUACCAAAACGCUCCAUGUCCUAUCAAAGCUUUGGUGCCACCAACAUAACCAAUGGUGUCACAACUGCGGACUGCCAAAAGCAAGUCCGUUCAUGGAGGCUUUUUAAGUCUCUAAUAGAACUUCUAAUUCCAAAUUGUAACUGUACUUCCAUAGAAGAACAACAACAAAAGCCCACGAAAAAAGAAUUUGUAGAACACUUUCAGAAUUACUACAAUUAUACUUAUAAUCCAAACCCAAAUUUCACUGCAUCUUCUACAAUCACAGGCACUUUUUUUGGCUUUCGCCGCGGAAAAGCUAGUUUCUGCAUUCAAACAGACUCCAAAUCUGUAAACCCAAUUUUCCUUCUUGAAUUUGCAGUACCUACUACUAUUCUAGCCAAAGAAAUGCAAGGUGGGAUUUUACGUAUAGCAUUAGAGUGUAGUAAUUAUGGGUAUAAUAAUGUAAAUUAUGAUUAUUCUUCCUGUUGUCUUUUGUCUAUGCCGUUAUGGAAUAUGUAUUGUAAUGGAAGAAAAGCUGGGUAUGCAGUUAAACGCAGGCCAUCAAAAGUUGAUAGAGAAGCAUUAAGGUUAAUGGGUUCAGUUGUUGUGGGUGCUGGAAUCAUUAGUGGAAAAGAGCUUGAUAGAGAUGACGAGCUUAUGUAUCUUAGGGCUAAUUUUGCUAGAGUUUCUGGUUCUUCUGAAGCUGAAUCUUUCCAUUUGAUUGACCCUGAUGGAGGUAUAGGUCAAGAGCUUAGUAUCUUCUUUUUUCGCUCAAGAUGAACUUUUAUUCUCUCUUCUCCUUCUUCUUCUUCUUCUUCUUCUUCUUCUUUUCUGGUACAUCGGAAGUCAGUUCCUAGGAUUCGAAUCCAAAACCUACCAGAAUUUUGACUUCAUUCUUAACCAUUUGCCUCUAAAAUUUGUCCGAAACUUUGCCUUCCCAAUAUAAAGUUUUGGCGAUUUCUAAUUGUAUCGAAAACUUAAAUUUUAGAGUUGUCAGAAUCUUGCUCUUUUUUGCUUUUGGUACUUCAGAAGGAUUUGAUACCUCUGAUGAUAAAAGCUUGAUCGCUAUAAGGUUUAAUGACACAGGUACAUUAAGUCUU
Messenger RNA from Jatropha curcas, 1108 nucleotides. RefSeq names its product protein MIZU-KUSSEI 1. Gene Ontology annotation, biological process: hydrotropism. The record is from RefSeq and is a predicted model, not a curated record. Lineage: Eukaryota; Viridiplantae; Streptophyta; Magnoliopsida; Malpighiales; Euphorbiaceae.